CAACAACCUCUAAUUAACCAACUUAUCAAGCUCCCAAUCAAAAACAUGUACGCUUCUGUUUCCUUUACUUCCCAACUCUUCCAUGAGCUUCUUGUUGAUUCUCACACAAGAAGGCUACUCUUUCAAGGCCCAAUUGAUAAUCAACCACUAAACAACCACAAUUCAACCGACUCGUAUUUUGGAGUUCGUGAAUUUGAUUCAAAUGUUGUGAUGGUACUUGCAGUCCUAUUGUGUGCUUUUAUUUGCUCCCUUGUAUUAAACUCCAUCAUAAGAUGUGCCCUGAGGUUUUCAAAUGCAGCCAUCAACAACAACAACAACCAAGCUUCACAAUUAUUGGCCAAUAAAGGAAUCAAGAAGAAAGCUCUCAAAACAUUCACCACGGUGAACUAUUCAACCGAGUUGAAACUUGGUUUGGAUACGGAGUGUGUGAUAUGUCUCUCAGAGUUUACAAAGGGCGAAAAGGUGCGCAUUUUGCCUAAAUGCAACCAUGGUUUUCAUGUUCGUUGCAUUGACAAAUGGCUAAAGGAACACUCAUCGUGUCCCAAGUGUAGACAAUGUCUUCUUGAAAUAUGUCGAAAGGUUGGUGAGUCGCAGGUGCAACCAAUUGUGGUGCCAGAGCCGGAAAUCAUUCUAAGGAUUGAACCACUAGACCAUGAAGCUGUUGAACAUAACUAUAGGGAAGAAAGAAGAUAAAUUUUCAUUAUAAUUUGAAGCUUUUAGUUGCUUUAGGUUGACCCCAAUUGUAAAUAUAAUUUAGUUAAAAUUUCUAAUACAAUAUUUUUACACAAGACUCAAAUAAAUAUUUGAACUGAUUAUAUAAAUGAUAUUCAACCAAGUGAGACCUCUUCCAUUUUCUCCCUACCUCUACAUCCCCUUUAUUCCUAAAUACUUGAAUUGAAAAUUUGACAUUGUGAAAAUCUUCUCAUUCAUUUCCAGUGGCGGAAGAUAGUGUGGAAUUUUUUUUUUCAUAAUGUGAAAAUACCCCUUUUUCAUAGUGUGAAAUUACCAAAAUACCAAACAUCUUCUCAUUCAUUUGCUAGUUCCGCCAUUUGCUUCUGUUUUUCAUCUAACAACUUGCUAUCUCUUGAUUGAGUAAGAUUUGAUUUGUUUAUUGUUAUGUUUUUUAAAAAAAUUAAUUUAUUCACUUGAUUUGAUUUGUGAUUUGGUUGUGUUAUGAUUUUGAUUUAGGAUAUUAUUGUGUUAUGAUUUUGAUUUGAAAUUUUGUUGUGUUAGAAUUAAUUUGGGAAUUGGGAUUAAUUUUCACUAAUUUUCUCUUUAAGAUUUUGUUGUGUUAUGAUUUUGAUUUGAAAUUUGAUUUGGGAUUGAUUCUCACUAAGAUUGAUUUUGGAUUUUGUUGUGUUGUGUUGUGUUAAUUUAUUUAAUUGAUCAUGCAGCACAAAAGUGGUAAUGAAGAGUAGAAAAAUUGAUUUUUUUUCAAGAGAAAAGAAAGAGAUGAAGAGAAUUUAACACCUAUGCCUGAACCUCAAAGAGUUUUUGAGAAUUCAAGAAUUGAAGAAAACAUUAAUAGAGUUUGCUUAGAUGAAAUCGAGAAUUCUUUAGAACGUGAUCCUGGAAAACAUCCUUCAAUAUGGGAAUAUCAUGUAAAUCAAAUGGAUGAAAUACAAAGAGCUUAUUUAAAAUGGGAUGCACUGAAGGUUGUUGAUCUAUCAGCCACUAAGCUGAAUAUAUUGCCCUCACUGAAGCUAUGCAAUAAGCAUUGUGGCUUGAAGGGUUUGUUAAGGAACUGAAACAUCAAGGUAAAUUUAUCCUUGUUAAAUGUUAUAGUCUUAGGGCCAUACAUUUGUUGAAGAAUUCAGCCUAUCAUAAGAGAACAAAGCACCUUGAUGAUAGGUUGCAUUUUGUCAAAGAGAAAAUCGAAAGUUGAGAAGUCAAUGUGAUGAAGGUUUCGACAGAUCACUGUGCUGCAUAUAUGAUCACCAAGUCAUUGCCUAGUAGCAAGUUCUUCCACUGUGUAUAAUUGAUAAAGCUGCAUGAUGAAAUCUAGUUUGUUUCCUUGAUGUUGUAGAGUUUGUUCGAAGGUGGAGAUUUAUGGUAUUUUGGAUUGAACUCUAGUCUCGACAUGGAUAUCUUCAUAGUUCGAGAGAGGUUAAACAUGAAGUCGAAGUCUGUUCACAUGCUUAUAUUGAAGUCUUGCAUGUUGUAGUCGAAGUAUGCUCAAACAUGCUGCAGUCGAAAUAUGCUAUGUUAUUAGCAUGUCAAAUUUAGGGAUGGCAAGCAGACCCAAACCCGCGGGGCCCACUCACACCCGAACCCGAGUCAACGGGUGAAAAUCCGAGUAGUCUGGGUUUAGGUUCGGGUGCCACCCGAUAUUUCAGGUGUGGGUUUGGGUAGUGUGAAACCCGCGUCCGAAACCCUAUAUCACACCCGCUUUUAUAUAUAUAUAUAUAUAUAGAAAAAUUGUAGGAAAAUGUAUUUUAUAUAUUUUGUUGCGGGUUUGAGUUUGGGUGAAAAAACCCGAAUCCAACGGGUGUGGGCGUGUGUGUUAUUUUCCCACCCGAACAACCUUUGGGUUCGGAUUCGGGUUCAGGUGCCGAUUUCGGGUGUGGGUUUGGAUAGUGUGAAACUCGACCGAUCUGAUAUGUUGCCAUCCCUAGUCAAAUUGGGCCAAUUUGUUAAGUUAGUUUGUUGGUGUAGUUAGUU
Molecule: messenger RNA, 2661 nt
Organism: Vicia villosa (hairy vetch)
Lineage: Eukaryota; Viridiplantae; Streptophyta; Magnoliopsida; Fabales; Fabaceae
Product: RING-H2 finger protein ATL78-like
Exons: 1
Coding region: 46-693 (215 amino acids)
Biological process (GO): protein ubiquitination
Molecular function (GO): transferase activity
Source: RefSeq, a predicted model, not a curated record